AUGUCUCAAGAAAUUUCAUAUACACCAGCUGUCACGGAGCUGCUAGAUUUCGACAAAAAACAUAUUUGGCAUCCUUACACGUCAUUAAAAUCUCCAUUGAAUGUCUAUCCGGUGAAAAGUGCUCAUGGAUGCAAGCUCGUAUUAGACACCGAUUCACCAGUGGACGUCGAGGUGAUCGAUGCUAUGUCGUCCUGGUGGUGUGUUAUUCAUGGAUAUAAUAAUUCAGAACUAAAUGAAGCUCUUACCAACCAAAUGCUCAAGUUUUCUCACGUGCUUCUUGGUGGGUUCACCCACAAGGGAGCGGUGAAUCUUGUGCAAAAACUUCUAAAAGUGAUAGACGAGCCUACUUUGCAGUAUUGCUUUCUCGCAGAUUCUGGCUCAGUAGCGGUCGAAGUGGCUUUGAAGAUGGCUCUGCAAGCAAACAUGUCAGAGGAAGCUACAAAAAACAGAACAAAGUUUCUGACAAUCAAGAACGGGUACCAUGGUGACACCUUUGGUGCCAUGAGCGUGUGUGACCCCGAAAAUUCUAUGCACUACAUCUACAAAGAUCGUCUCAGUGAAAAUAUCUUUGCCCAGGCUCCUUCAAUUAUUGAUGGACUUCCAACAAGUCAGAACGGUUUUGAGGAUCAUUGGAAUGAAGAAGAAGCCAACGACAUUAAGAAGCAAUUUGAACUACAUAGCGACGAGAUUUGUGCUGUUAUUUUGGAGCCUAUCUUACAGGGUGCAGGAGGGUUAAGACCAUACCACCCGCAAUUUUUGAUUGAAGUUCAGAAGCUGUGCAACCAGUACGAUGUUUUAUUUAUCAUGGAUGAAAUUGCCACUGGAUUUGGCAGAACAGGUGAGAUCUUCGCAUUCAAGCACUGCCAAAAAUACCAGGACAAACUUGGCAUCAGUUCUGCUAAACAGGUGAAUGUUGUUCCUGAUAUAAUGUGCGUGGGAAAGGGCUUGACUAGUGGGUACAUGACCAUGAGUGCUGUAGUAGUCAACGACAAAGUCGCUUCCAGAAUCUCUUCUCCAAACAGCCCUACUGGUGGCUGCUUUAUGCACGGUCCAACGUUCAUGGGCAAUGCCUUAGCAUGUAGCGUCGCAGAAAAGUCUAUGGAUAUAUUGUUACGUGGCGAAUGGAGAAACCAAGUGUCUAGAAUUGAAAGUCAAAUCUACAGAGAAUUGUACAAGUACAUAAAAACCCCUGAAAACGGGCUCAUUGGAACUAUUGUUAAACGUGUAUCUGUUAUUGGCGCUGUCGGUAUCGUGGAACUCUACCAGAAGACUGAUCCUGAGUGGUUUCAAAAGAAGUUUAUUUCUAAAGGUGUACACAUCCGGCCUUUUAACUGUCUGUGUUACAUCAUGCCACCUUAUGUGAUCACCACAGAGGAAAUGUCACAGGUUAAUCAAGUCUUGAUAGAAGUCCUGCAUGAGUGGAAAGCCCACAUAAGCCAAUGA
Saccharomyces mikatae IFO 1815 is the source of this 1443-nucleotide messenger RNA. It is a transcript of the gene BIO3, whose product is annotated as adenosylmethionine-8-amino-7-oxononanoate transaminase. The coding region runs from base 1 to 1443 and encodes 480 amino acids. Gene Ontology annotation, molecular function: pyridoxal phosphate binding; S-adenosyl-L-methionine:8-amino-7-oxononanoate transaminase activity; dethiobiotin synthase activity. NCBI's taxonomy places the organism in Eukaryota, Fungi, Ascomycota, Saccharomycetes, Saccharomycetales, Saccharomycetaceae. The transcript has a single exon. Gene Ontology annotation, cellular component: mitochondrion. The record is from RefSeq and is a predicted model, not a curated record. Gene Ontology annotation, biological process: biotin biosynthetic process.